Diceros bicornis minor is the source of this 1264-nucleotide messenger RNA. RefSeq names its product transmembrane protein 191C (gene TMEM191C). The record is from RefSeq and is a predicted model, not a curated record. NCBI's taxonomy places the organism in Eukaryota, Metazoa, Chordata, Mammalia, Perissodactyla, Rhinocerotidae. The transcript has 10 exons. Bases 237 to 1145 code for a protein of 302 amino acids.
GAACCAAUCUUGCCUCAACUUUUCUGCAUUAGGCAUUAUAUUUUAUUAAUCUCUUAUUGAUCCGAUCGUGGCUCUUCCAUCACAUUUUUUCGAAUGACGCACUAAGUGGGAUCCUGCCUGACCCGCGUCCCGCCGGGCUCGGGGCCUGCGCUACGUCGCCCCCUGCCGCCCAUUGUGACGCCGGCCGCGGGCCGGGUCCCCGAGGCGGGAGGCGACGGGGCAGAGCCCGGAGAGCCAUGGCCGAGACGCAGGAGCUGCUGCUGCAGCUGCAGAAGGACAACCGCGACGGACGCCUGCGGAAGCAGGAGCUGGAGGAGCUGGUGCGCGGGCUCGAGGCAGAAAGCGAGAGCCUCACCGGGCGCCUGCAGGAGCUGCGCGAGUGCGAGCGCAGCCUGCAGCGGAGGCGAAGCCAGGCGGCGCGGGCCCUGCGAGGGGAGGCACAAGAAGGGGCACGGGAGCGCGCGGAGCGGGCGCGCGGACUGCUGGAGGCUGCGGAGCUGCGCAAGCAGGACCUGGAGCAACACAACCGGCAGCUGCAGGAGCAGUGGGAGGAGCUGUCAAGUCAGCUCUUCUAUUACGGAGGGGAACAACUGAGUCAGCAGCGCGCAGAGCAGCAACUCGGGGCCCAACUGGUGGAGCUGCAGAAACAGCUGGAGCUGAUGGAGGCCAAGUACGCGGUGCAGGCGGAGGGCCUGCGGCAGGGCGCGCAGCGGACGGAGGAGGCCUGGGCCAGCUUCCAGGAGCAGAGCGGAGUCCUGCAGGAGCUGCAGGGGAAGGUGAUGGAGGCGGCGGCUGCGCUGGACGCCUCGCGCGGCGGCCCGGAACUGGGCGACUCGCAGCCUCGCCGGGCGCGGGACUGCGCGGGCUCCCUCAUGGAGGAGGUGGCCGAGGCCGACUGUGAGCAGCGGCUGCUGGGCCGCGCGGGCGCGGCGGGCUUGAGGCUGUGGGCGCUGGGCGCGCUGCAGACGCUGCUGUUGCUCGCGCUCGGCUUCCUGAUGCUGCCGCUGCUCUACCUGGCGCUGGUGAACCCCGCCGCCUUCCGCCGGGGGCUCCCGCGCCUCGGCUCGGACGCCGCCUUCCGCCGCCUGCGCUACACGCUGUGCCCGCUGUUCGAGCUGCGCGCGCGCGGGCUGCUGCCCGCCUAGGGAGCAUCACGCCGGCCGCGGCCGCCUGCACCUCGGUCUCCGGUGUGGUUUCUGGGCGCCUGGGGGGAGGCGGAGGAGAGAGGAGACGCCCGGGGGCGGGGACCCUGGCACCUCCGGCU